Messenger RNA from Sinocyclocheilus grahami, 3130 nucleotides. It is a transcript of the gene tmtc3, whose product is annotated as transmembrane O-mannosyltransferase targeting cadherins 3. The record is from RefSeq and is a predicted model, not a curated record. Gene Ontology annotation, biological process: protein O-linked glycosylation via mannose. The transcript is spliced from 11 exons. NCBI's taxonomy places the organism in Eukaryota, Metazoa, Chordata, Actinopteri, Cypriniformes, Cyprinidae. Gene Ontology annotation, molecular function: protein binding; mannosyltransferase activity. Gene Ontology annotation, cellular component: endoplasmic reticulum. The coding region runs from base 1 to 2229 and encodes 742 amino acids.
AUGCUGUUUGGAUCAUUCUCAAGUCGUGGUCAUUGGGGUUUUCACAAGCUUUUGGAGGUGACAGGUGUCGUUGGCAGGGCUGAGUUGCUGUCCUCCAUUUUCCUGCUGGCUGCUUUCCUGGCAUACACCAAAUCAAAAGGCGCCGAUCACUCCAUUGUGUGGACUCCUAUCAUUUCAACCGUGCUCCUGGUUGCCGUUGCCACCCUAUGCAAGGAGCAGGGAAUAACUGUCAUUGGGAUAUGCUGUAUUUACGAGGUGUUCGUUGCCCAAGGGUUCACUCUGCCCAUGCUGAUUGACACCCUACUUCAAGUGUUGAGAGGAAAAGAUGGUUUUCCCUAUGCUAUUCUCCAGACCCUGCUGAAGCUCAUUGUCCUGAUCAUCAGCACACUAUUGCUGGUCAUCGUCAGGGUGCAGGUCAUUCAGUCCCAGUUGCCAGUGUUCACCAGGUUUGAUAAUCCAGCUGCCGUCAGCUCCACCCCGACCAGGCAGCUGACCUUCAACUACCUCCUGCCAGUAAACACCUGGCUGCUGCUCAACCCCUCUGAGUUGUGUUGUGACUGGACGAUGGGCACUAUCCCUCUUGUGGAGUCCCUGCUGGACCCUCGCAACCUCGCCACAGUGGUAUUUUACGCCAUGUUGAGCCUCCUGGCUUAUCACAGCCUUUGGUACGGCCACAGCUCUUCAAAGAUCGUCAUGAUGGCACUGUCGCUGAUCGUCCUUCCUUUUAUACCUGCAUCCAACCUGUUUUUCCCUGUGGGCUUUGUUGUAGCCGAAAGGGUCCUGUACGUGCCCAGCAUGGGAUUUUGUGUUUUGGUAGCCCAUGGAUUUAAACUCCUGUCCCAAAGAGGAGGCCUAAAGAAAACGUCUUGGUUGCUCAUGGGAGUUCUUCUAACAACACACGCCGUGAAGACUUUCAACAGAAACUGGGAUUGGGAAUCCGAAUACACGCUUUUUACAUCUGCACUGAAAGUGAACAGGAACAAUGCCAAACUCUGGAACAAUGUCGGACAUGCUUUGGAGAAUCAAAAUAGUUAUGAGAGAGCAUUGAGAUACUUCCUUCAGGCCACAAGAGUGCAACCAGGAUUUGAUAUUUCUGAGAUGUCCUGCGAGAGGUAUUCCAAAAAUGUCUUUUUGUUUCUCUCAAAACUCAGAGGGGAGCUUCUGCUGAAAAUGAACAAGCCCAGUGAGGCGAAGGACGCCUACAUACGAGCGCUGGAGCUGGACCAUACCAAUGCAGACCUGUGGUACAAUCUGGCAAUUGUCAAUAUUGAGAUGAAGGACCCCUCAGAGGCUUUGAGAAACUUUAAUCGUGCAUUGGACCUGAAUCCACGGCACAAACUGGCACUCUUCAACUCUGCACUUCUCAUGCAAGAGUCAGGUGAGGCAAAAUUUCGCCCAGAGGCAAACCGGCGCUUUCUCACCUACGUGAAAGAAGAGCCGGAUGAUGCUAACGGCUACUUCAACCUGGGCAUGCUGGCAAUGGACGCUAACAAGAACGAAGAGGCUGAGCGCUGGAUGCGGGAGGCCAUUCAACUGCAACCCGGCUUCCGCAGCGCUUUGUUUAACUUGGCCCUUCUCUACUCUCAGUCACAACGUGAACUGGAUGCUCUCCCGGUGCUUGAGGAGCUGCUGCAGUACCACCCGGAGCACGUCAAAGGCCUGAUCCUCAAGGGAGACAUCCUCAUGAACCACCGCAAGGAUACACGUGGCGCCAAGGCCUGUUUCGAACGCAUCUUGAACAUGGACCCCAGCAACGUGCAGGCCAAGCAUAACCUCUGUGUGGUGUACUUCGAAGAACGGGAGCUCCAGCGUGCCGAGCGCUGUCUGGUGGAGACUCUUGCCAUGGCCCCGCACGAAGAGUACAUCCGACGGCACCUUGCCAUCGUACGCAACAAAAUGGCCGCCAUGAGCGCUGCGGGCCAGCCGAUUGCACCAACAGAGGAUGGUAGUAAAUUGGACAAGCAGCAAGAGCAACAACAACAGGACAAAGAGGAGGAGGAAGCACGGGGUGUUGCCUCAGGAGCAGUGGAUGGGGCCAGGAAAGAGAAGAAUUUGAGGAAAUCCUCCCCCAAAGAAAGCAUCAGCAGCCAGGGCCACGGCAAAUCAAAGAAGCUGGAUGACAAGCGGACUAAGAGCAAAUCCACAAAAGAGAUUAAAGAUAUCGAAAAGAAAAGGGCAGCUGCCUUGAAGAGACUGGAGGAGAUUGAACGCAUAUUAAGCAGCGAUUAACCUUGUUUAUCAACCACCACACUAUUUUUUAUAUAUAACUAUUUAAAGUGCAAGAACUAGACUCUUCUGUUUUUUUUUGAGACCUUGAUUAUGCAUGUUUCGUGGCGCUUUUGUUUGAUUGUUUUGUGUCUUUUAUAUAUUGUGUGGUAUACCUCCUUUUCCCACAGCUUUAAUUUUGUAAAGCUGUUUGGCUGAAAAGGGAAACCAGGUGUGCACUCACAACAUGCGCUGAAAAAGCACAAAAUUAGGUACCGUUUUAAAAGAAUCCCUACUAAAAAAUCAUUUAUUACUAUAUUGUUUAUUUAUGAAUGUCUAUAUUUGAGUCACUGGAUUAAUUUUUGUCACUUUUUUGUUUUAAUUUACCAAACCACUGGCAAGUAUUACUCAUAAUCACAAAUAAAGUAUUGGUAAUAUCAGUCAGCCCAUUUUAUAGCAGGGCCUCUGGGUGGUCCGUCACAUGGCUGUUGUAAUUUAGCUCAGCAGACCCCUCUCCCUCUUUGCAUGACAUCACCGCACGUCCUCCAGUUCACUGCUGCUGUUUAUUCAUGUGUCAUUAUUGCUGUUGUUUUGUUUUGUUUUUUUAGUUUUGACACCAAAUGGUUAAUUAUACCAUUUAUAUCCUCUGUUAAUUAUAUCCUCUGACAUAAUCUCAUUCUGAAUUAGGUCACCUCCCUUCUCCAGCCCUCUUUUUGCUGGCUUCUAGGAUUUAUCUGUAUGGCUCGCACACUGUUUGGGCUCUCGCUGAUUUCACAGAUUGGUCAUGCAGAGGCAAACUUUUUUUCUUUGGAGUUUUUCUUUUCUUUUUAAGUGGCUUUUGACUGUUUUUUAUUUUCCCCAUAAAGAUCUUUCCGUAAAAUUAUAAUCAGACUAUAAUCGGGGAAAAAACGUAAAGGAAUAAUUC